AUAAAAGUGAUGGUCUACAAAUUACAAUUGAUCAUAUUAACAAGUGAUGGAAGAAUUGAUUAUAUAUACUUGAAGGGCUCAUGCAAAACACUCACAAGAAAUGGCUCUACUAUUACUGCUGCAGCAAUCAUGGCAAGAGCUACAUAAACUAUCCUUCCAAUUAAAUCCCCUCCUCUCCCUCCUUAUCCUCUUCACUUUUCUUUAUGUUUUCAAGCACAUUAGAAGUGACAAAACCAAUUUACCACCAUCCCCACCAAAGCUACCAUUCAUUGGAAACCUUCACCAAUUAGGAACAUUCCCACAUCGUUCUCUUCAAGCUCUCUCAAAGAAGUAUGGCCCUGUAAUGCUCUUAGAUUUGGGGCAUACUCCAACCCUAGUGGUGUCAUCUGUAGCUAUGGCCAGAGAAGUAAUGAAGACACAAGAUAUCAUUUUCUCAAACCGGCCAAAAACUACAUCUGCCAAUAUCUUCUUCUAUGGAUGCACAGACGUAGCAUUCUCAUCCUAUGGUGAGUACUGGAGACAAGCUAAGAAAAUUUGUGUUCUUGAACUUCUGAGUCUCAAAAGGGUGCAAUCUUUCCAGUAUGUGAGAGAUGAAGAGGUUGCAAUAUUAAUCAAUAACAUACGUGAGUCAUGCCUCCAAGAGGCUUCUCUUAAUCUAAGUGACAUGUUGAUUGCAACCGCAAACAAUAUAGUCUCUAGAUGUGUACUUGGACAGAAGUUUGAAGGUGAUGGUAAGAGCGGGUUUGGGCACCUAUCAAGAAGGAUAAUGGAGCUAUUUACAGCAUUCUGUUUGGGAGAUUUUUUCCCUCUUUUGAAAUGGAUUGAUGUCCUUACAGGGAUAGUACCAAGUAUGAAAGCCACUUUUCGAGAACUUGAUGCUUUCUUUGAUGAGGUUGUGGAAGAACACAAGACAAUGAAAAGUAAUGAAGAAAAUCCUAGCAAUAAAGAUUUUGUGGACAUUCUCCUCCAACUUCAAAAGAAUCCCGUGCUCGACUUUGAGCUCACUAAUGACAACAUCAAAGCAAUCCUAAUGGACAUGUUUGUGGGAGGGACAGAUACUACUUCAACAACUUCGGAAUGGUUAAUGGCAGAGCUUAUCAAAGCUCCGAGUACUAUGAAGAGAGCUCAAGAAGAGGUGAGAAGAAUUGUGGGAAAGAAGUCAAAGAUAGAUGUGAAUGAUAUUACUCAAAUGGAUUACUUGAAAUGUGUCAUCAAAGAAACACUAAGACUUCACCCACCAAUUCCUCUUAUGGUACCUCGAGAAACAUCAACAAGUGUGAAAUUUGGAGGUUAUGAUAUUGCACCAAAAACAAGAGUAUUUGUCAAUUCAUGGGCAGUCCAUAGGGAUCCUGAGGUAUGGGAUAGGCCAGAAGAAUUUCUCCCAGAGAGAUUCAUAGACAAUCCAAUUGACUUCAAAGGCCAAGACUUCGAAUUGUUCCCAUUUGGAUGUGGGAGAAGAGCAUGUCCAGGUUACACAUUCGGUGUUGCUUCAAUUGAAUAUGUGGUUGCCAAUCUCUUAUAUUGGUUUGACUGGAGGUUGCCCAAUCCUAGUGUUAAGGGGGAAGACUUGGACAUGUGUGAAGUUAGCGCCCUUGUUGUGUCUAAAAAAAUUCCUCUUCAUCUUGUACCAUCACUGCACUCUCCUUGAUCUGUCUUUUAAGAGAUUCAUGGAUAAGUUCUCAUAAUAAUGCAAUUUUUCUGUGAUCUUUUAUUUUGUUUUAGAA
This is a messenger RNA of Quercus robur (English oak), 1724 nucleotides long. RefSeq names its product phenylacetaldehyde oxime monooxygenase CYP71AN24-like. The coding region runs from base 101 to 1648 and encodes 515 amino acids. NCBI's taxonomy places the organism in Eukaryota, Viridiplantae, Streptophyta, Magnoliopsida, Fagales, Fagaceae. The record is from RefSeq and is a predicted model, not a curated record. Gene Ontology annotation, molecular function: heme binding; oxidoreductase activity, acting on paired donors, with incorporation or reduction of molecular oxygen; iron ion binding. The transcript has 2 exons.